GCCACGUGGCGAGUGGGGGUGCGGAAGCCAAAAAGGCUUUUAUGACGAGCCGCCGACCCUGCGUAUCCCCAGACAAUAUGUCGUUUCAAUGAUAACAUGGCUGUUGGUUUGGCUUUCCGAGGGGCUGUCCUGCUAUAAAUAGGGUACUGUACCUCUUUUUGUAUUUUUUCCUACUGCAUUCUCUUGAGAGUCUUUCUUCUUACUGCUUUUUCUACGCCCUUUGCUUUUCUGAGAAAAAAAAAACUCCGAAAGCUCUUUUGUACCAGUGCUUUUGUAUCGCGACUUUGUUGGUUUGCUGCUGGUGAUUUUGUAUCAAGGCGGUACCCGUUCUUCUUCUUCGGUGCUGUAUUUGAUUUUGCUUUGGCUUUGUGGUAAGAAAUGGCUCCAAAAAAGACUGUUUCGUCUGUCCGGGUCAGCGAGGCUAGCGAAAAGGCGAUAGACAAAUUAAAUGCGAAGGAGUUCCGGGAGCGAUUCCUGAUCCCCCAUGACGUGUUGAUAGACCUGGUGAACGAGGAGGCGGCUAUGCCUACUGAGAAAGGUGGAAAAAACGCUAUCCUCUUCACAAAGGAACAAUUCAACGCGGGGCUCCGGUUCCCUCUGCCGGCGUUGUUCAAGGAAUUCCUCCACUUCUCUCAAAUUCCCCCUAUCUUUAUUCACCCCAACCUUGUCCGGGUGCUGAUGGGAUGCAGCAUCAUCAACAUGCUGUACAGCCUCGACCUGACGCUACUGGAAGUGUUCUUUGUCUAUUCCCUGAAGAAAGCAAAGAAUGAUAUCUUCAGUGUGUCCGCUCACCUGCCCUCCCUUCAAAUGGUGACAGAACUGCCAGAUUCGACAAAGGGAGGGGCGAAGGGGCUGGUGGCAGUCUGGGGUGGAUGGGCGGGGCUAUCGCAGCAUCCGUCGAGGCCUUUUUCUCCGAAUUAUACCCUAAAAAUUCCGGGUUUGGAAUUGAGGGGCCACCUUGUGGAUUGGGUGGAAAAGGCAUCCUUUGCCUGUGUCUGCAAAUUAUUUGAAAUAGAUCCCAAGGAGAGGGCCUACAAAACAUUGCUCUCGGCGCGGAAUUUGACAGAGGUCGUCCGGGAGCCCCAGGAAUAUGUUAUCAACAUCCUUCCUAGGAAAUUGGCAAAGGAUGAGAUAGUGCCUGGGGAGCAUUAUACAGUGAAAGAGCUCCCCCUCUAUCAGGAAGCUAAAGAAGCUGACGCUGAAAGGCGGCGAAAGCUCCUGGAGGAUAGAGAUCAGAAAAAGACUGAAGGCACUAUCCGGAAGGCUCCCGGACAGAAGCGGGGUCCGGACUCCCCUCCGAAGAAAACUUCAGGAAAAAGGGGGAAGCUGGUGAAGAAGCAUGGGAAGGAUGCGAAGGAACCCACUCCUCCCAAGGAGUUUCCUCCUCCACAAACUACCUAUGAGGGGGAAGUAAUGAUAGAGGAGCCAGUAAAUGCUGCUCCGCACUCUAUCUCAAGCGGCCCCGGGCGCAUGUCGGGGUUGAAUCACUCAGGUCCCUCCUUAGUCGCGGCUGCGCGUCUAGCCAACGUGGCUGAGGAAGCUGCAUCUAUCAACCAUCCGGGCAACCUCAAUCCGGAUGCAGCUGAAACGGCCCCGUUGGAGGAAGCGGGGGCAGAAAGCCAAAGUCAGCCUUCCGACGACCCGGAUCGCCUGGCUAUAGUCCUGGUGAAAGGGCCUCCGCAGCAUGUCUCAACAACACGCUCUUUUUACUCAGCUGCUGCAGACCGUAGACUAUAUGAAGACCUUCUCCUCUCGGCACCAAGAGAUUGA
Molecule: messenger RNA, 1770 nt
Organism: Vitis vinifera (wine grape)
Lineage: Eukaryota; Viridiplantae; Streptophyta; Magnoliopsida; Vitales; Vitaceae
Exons: 3
Coding region: 379-1770 (463 amino acids)
Source: RefSeq, a predicted model, not a curated record